GGGCCAGCCGAAGGGCUGCAUCGCACAGGGUUUGCUGCUGGUUUGAGCCACACUCUGUCAUCGCCAUUUCCUAGGUGGGUCCCCAGAGAGAGAGAAGAGCGGAAAUGCAAAUGGAAAAGGCUGUUUUGGGUUGUUUCUCCUUUUUUCUUCCUUUCCCAGGAGAGUGUGAGUGCCCACCAGCAGUAUGCCACUGGUGAAGAGGAACAUCGAGCCCCGGCACCUGUGCCGGGGGGCCCUGCCUGACGGGGUGACGAGUGAGCUGGAAUGUGUCACCAACAGCACACUGGCUGCCAUCAUCAAGCAGCUGGGCAGCCUCAGCCGGCACGCUGAGGACAUCUUUGGGGAGCUGUUCAAUGAGGCCAACAGCUUCUACAUGAGGAUGAACUCACUGCAGGAGAGGGUGGACCUGCUGGUCAUCAAGGUGACGCAGCUGGACUCCACUGUGGAGGAAGUUUCGCUGCAGGACAUCAACAUGAGGAAGGCUUUCAAGAGCUCCACAGUGCAGAACCAACAGGUUGUGUCCCGCAACUCUAUCCCCAACCCGGUGAUGGAGAUGUACCAGCGCUGCGACAAGCCUCCACCACUCAACAUCCUCACGCCAUACAGGGAUGACAAGAAAGAUGGCCUCAAAUUCUACACUGACCCCUCCUAUUUCUUCAACUUGUGGAAGGAGAAGAUGCUGCAGGCAACAGAGGACAAAAGGAAGGAGAAACGCAGGCAGAAGGAGCAGCGGCUGGUGGAGGACUCCACUCGGGAGGUGAAGAAAGUGCGGAAAGCCCGCAACCGGCGCCUGGAGUGGAACAUGAUGGCAUACGAUAAAGAGUUCCGACCCGAUAACAGGUUCUCACCAUCCCCAUAUCACAUGGCAUCAUCGGAAGGAUCACUGUCCCCAGAUAAUAGAUCCUACACCUCAGAUGCUGCUGAGCACUCAUACCCGGCAAGCCCCAACCACCCGGCACAGCUGCUGGCCCCCACAGCCCACGUGCCCGCAGAACACAAGGAGGGGGUGCUGCCGACUGUCCCCCCUCCAGAACACGGCUACCGACCACCAGCGAGCAGCCGGCAGAACAGCCUCAACCGCGCCCAGCAGCCCCACGCGCCGCAGCCCCCCGAGGCCGUGCUGAACGGACCCAGACCGCACUUGGUCAAGGAUUUCGGACCACAGCCCGUACCGAUGACGGAGUACUUCGUGCCGCCGGCCCCUCCGCCCCCGCCGCCCGUCAUCCCCUCCGCGCAGACUGCCUUCGACAGCCCCAUGGCGGCUCCCGCAGCGCUGCCCCCCGGCGCGGCCGCCCCCGCCGCCCACCCCUCCUACGCGCCUUCGCCGCCCCCUGCACCGCCCGGCCCCUACUCCGCUUCCCCGCCUCAGGCCGGCCCCAUGGGGCCGCCCGUGGCCCCGCCGCCACCGCCACCGGGGCCACCAGCUCUCACCACCUCGCCAGCGCACUCAGCCUCACCGCCGGCCCCCGCCGCCGAGUCCCGGAAGCCGCCGAUCCCGCUGAUGCCUAUGAGCGAUGCCCGGAGCGACCUGCUCGCAGCCAUCCGCAGAGGCAUUCAACUUCGGAAAGUCCAGGAGCAGUGGGAGCAAGAGGCCAAGAAAGAGCCCGUGGGCAAUGAUGUGGCGACCAUCCUGUCCCGCCGGAUCGCGGUGGAGUACAGCGAGUCAGACGACGACUCCGAGCUGGAUGAUAACGAGUGGUCGGACUGAGGGGCCGUGCCGGGGGCUCCCCUGCAGCAGGUGCGUACGGCACUUCCCCCAAACCUGGAUGCCGACAACCGCGAUCAGCCCCGCUAAUUCAGGAGCUUUGCUUUCACACCGUGUUGAAAACCAUUCGGGCAGCGCUGGAGGCUGUGCACGGGUAGGAGGCAACUUUGAGGCAGCGAGGCCAGGAAUUAGCAGCACCUCCACGCUUAACGAUGCUGAAAAUUCUCUGGCUGGGUGAAUGGGAGUGCUCCACAACCAGAGGCUGGCUUUGGUAGAGGAACGAAACCAGGAGGCAGGAGAGCUUUUGCAGCUAGAUGUUAAAACGUGUAAUGGGGAGCUCUGGGAGGAAACUGAAGUGUUUGUGACCCUUGAGCCCACUCCCAUCCUUGGGACAGAUUUCUGGGAGAAAAGCAUGAAGACAAGGCUCAUGCAGCUGGCAGGGAACCAGCAUAUGUAGUGCAAUGUAUCCUGAGGGCAAGGGAUGGAGAGCAGUGUCCCAAAGCCCCGCUAUCCUUGGCCAUAGUGCUGAUAUAUAAUACUAUUAUAGUAUUAUUUGAAGAAAAAAAAAAGAAAAAAAAUGCUGCUCUUAGAUAAACCCAAACCACUGAAACUGAGGGUGAGGUUUGGGCUCACUCUCUUGAUUUGCACUUUGUAUCCCCAUGAACCCCACUGGUACAGUUGAGAUCAACCCCAUCCCAGGGCACCGUCCUGGUGCUGCCCUGUCCCUUGUCCCCAAAGCACGGUACGGGUGGGGAGUGCAGGAACGGGGCCCCCACCACUGUGCCAAAAAUACUGGUUUGCUCACCAAAAUAGAGCAUGAUUCAUAGCAGCCUUUUCAUGCAGCUAUUAAAGGAGGAUUUGCGGGAGGGCAGAGCAAAUGGGUGUGAAAUACUGAAAACAUCCCAGUCAGAGGUACGGCUCUGCAGAGCUGCAAGAGGCUUCCAACCAGCAGUGUAUGGGCCAGAACUAAUGUGGACCCGUCUGACAUGGCCACAUGGCCCUCUCUUGUAUUCCCAUACACUACAAGCCCCAAAUGAGGGAAAAAACUGAGAUCCACUCAUGACAGCUCUUCUGGGGAGAAGUCAGACUUGGUGCCCACUUUCCCCAGAGCUGCACAGGGAGUACUCUGAGGUUCUAGAAGCAAAGAGACCUGUAAAGCUGGUGAGAGGGCUGGCUGUGACCCCAAAAGCUCAUGAGGGCUGAUGCUUAAAUCCACCCUGAGAACUGCAUAUCUCAAAGCUUAAAUCUCCCUGAGCAUCUGCUUAUUUCCCCCUGAAGAGAAACACCUCAUGGUGGAACAUGAUGACCACAAGCCCCAACCUAUCUGCUAAGAAGUGUCAUCAUAAGCUCUUGCUGGUGCUGAGUAACACAAAAUUGCCUCUGUCCCUUGGAUGUGACAUACCCCAUUUCUCUGCAUCCCAUUGACUCCUUCCAGUGGGAUUGGAGCAUCCCUUUCCUCCCACCAUUGCCCCGCGAGCAUCACUGUGGUGCUGAGCAGGGUUUGGACUGGGUUCAGGAGAAGACCAGAGUGGCUGGGGAAGGAUUUCAGGUGGGAAGUGAAAUCUGUUGGUGCUGGUGAUAGUUCUGCACCCUUCUCUGCCCUGCUGUGGUCCACAGCCCCGUGUUUGGUCCCCCCUCUCCUUCAAGGCAGCUCUCCUUGGCUUUAACACCACUGAAGGAGCUGCACAGAAGGUCCUUGGGCUUUUGGACCCAUCCUGGUAUCCCCAUUGGGUGGGGAGCCACCCUCGUGCCCACAAUGGGAUUUCCUUGUCAGGAAGGUUGGGAUGUGACAUUUAACAAUUCAGAAGUAGAUCUUGUAUUUAAAAAAAAAAUCAGAGUAACAUUUAGACAGUCACCUGUCAGUACUUAUUGCGGAACAUUGUUAACAUAGAUGCACUUGUGAUACUGUUCAUAUGCGAAAAAAUUUGGUUAUUUGGUAAUUUAGGAAGAGUCACGGCCUCACAUGAGAGGCUGCCAUUCCUGUCAGGGUGUUCAUGGGGCUGUAGGGUCAGCUGUAGUGCUGACCUGUUCUGGGGUAGAGCCAGGGCACCCUACCAGUGCAUGGGGAAGAGGCUCAGAGAUACAUGGGGAUGGCUCAGCCUUUGGGUCAGUGGCUGCCUCCAUGGUGGGAAGUGGGGCUCAGUGCCCCUGCAAGGCUGGGUCUCUUUUUGUGCUCUGGUUGUGCUUUGCUACAUGAAAGCAUGUGAUGACUCUGGUAGGACUUGCUGUGGUUGCACAUGAUGGAUGAGGGUGACCCCAGCAGGCUCAUGUUCUCAUCAUCUCAUGGUGACCCCAUAGUGACUUCAGGUUGGCAGCCAUCAGCCCGUGCUGUUAUCAGGGUCGAUGCCAUUGCAUGGCAAAGCACUUGACAAUCACACACGCAACCUUGCUUACCCUGCACGUGGGUCACAUUGGCAGAGGACCCAAGGGCCUCGUGGUGGCAGGGAGCAGGGCUUGCCCCCAUUUCCCUGCACCUUCAUGUUCCUAUGCCAUCCUCACCAUUGCCACAUCACCCCAAGGGAUUCCAGUCCCUUCCACAUCCCCAACUCCAAAGCAAGGCAGUAGGACCAUAAGCCUCCCAGCAUUGCUGUUGCUAGAAGCCAACACAGCCCAGCUCUUGUAAGGGCUGAGUCUGCCUUGGCUGUGCUGGAGCUGUCUUGAUAGGACAGAUGGGCAGAUCCACAGGUAGCCUCCCAGUGAGGCGCUGUGUUAGAGCCCUCUGCUCAGGUUUCUUAUGCAGUCAGUAAACAAGUAGCCUGUAUAGUCAGUGCAAGCUGUGGGCACCUAUUUCUGGUCUGAUUGCAGUGUCCCUCACGCUCCCCACCUCUCUCCUGGCAGCAUCACAAGGCAGAUGGGCAGCACCUGAUGGCACCAGGAGCCCCAGUAUCAUUCAGCAGUCGCUCCUGCAAGGUCAGCUCUGCUGGCAGAGCAGUGUCCUCAAUGCCUUUGCUUGAGGGUCUCAGCCACCUCUGAGGAUGACCGUCUUUAUUCCAGGCAUACACCAAUAUUUUUUGACCUGGUCACCUCCGAAAUCCAGCACAAGCUCUUUGGUGGGUCUGGGCCAGGCUAGCGCUGCAGGAGUUGGUUGUGCCGAGCUAAUUAAUGCUGGCUGGCUGACCCAUAUGCUGCACACUCAGUAUUUUGUACAUAUGUGCCUAUUUCUGUAUACACCAAAAGUAGGCCACCCUGCAUUAUACAACCUGAAAUGCUCAAGUCCCCAUGUGGGCUGAUAUAAAAGUGAAUAUUUAAAUAUUUUAUCUAGCUUGGCAGCCAUUAAAAAUACAAUCCAGGUCACAGAUGAUUGAAUUCCUCCUGUCUCUCAAGUGUACCAAAAGUGGAUAGGGGAGAUUCCCCUGCAUAUUUAGGUAUUGUGUUCCAUGUUAAAACAUACUAGUGACAUUUCAUUGCCAACAAAUAAUCACAGAGUGCCAAACAUUUAAUGAGCCCAACCUGUCUCCUGAGGUUCCCCUUGCCAUUUUAUCUGCCUUCUCCUCCUUGCCAAUUUAUGGGCAUAGAUUAAAAAUAAUAAGCAAAAUAUUGCCAGCAGGGGGAAGCAUAUUCUGUGUGCAUAUGAAUGAACCAGGCUUGAGUCAUCCAAAGAGAAAAUAAGCUGGUUUGGCUCUGCUCAGAGAUGUAACAGGAGGUUCUAGUGCCUGUGGCCCUUCAGGAGCCUCUUGGGUAUCUCCAGUUGACGUGGAAGGGAACAUUAGGAGAGCACUGUGCCCAUGGGCUGUGCAGGCUGGUCUGGCUGACGUCUGAUGAAGGUUAUGGAAGUCAGGUAGGAUUCACGAUCUGAUCUUGCACCCAGCUUCUCCUCAGUCUUGGAGGAGCCUUGGACCCAGUAAGUGAUGCUGGCAGCUUUUAGAGGAUCAGUGUCCUGAAAGAAUAAAAAGGCAUUGGGUGGUUCUCCACCCUAGACAGACACGUAGGGGGAGUGAGCAUCACACCCUGCGAGGGCUCCUGCACUGGCGGUCAUUUCAUCCCAGGAUGGCUAUGGUCUGGUGGGAAGCGUAAGGCUGAGCACAGCUUCUCCAAGGAGCUCCCUACAUAUAAGAGGCUUCAAAUUCCCUCCUUGCAACUUUGUCAUCUGUAUCUCCUUUUCAAGACACAAGCCUGGGAGACCCCCCUGGGAACAGAACCUGAGUCAACACCUUCCUUGUAGUGACCAAGGGAAGCCCCACACAGAGGAAGACAGGUUGGAGAUCCUUGUUUGGAUCUUCUUCAAAGAAGCCACAGCCCUGAGGAUGGAGCAUGGAGGGCCACGGGAAGCUCUCCCCAUCUGCUCCCACCAUACUGGCACAGGGAGCACAGACUGUCCUUCUCACCACCCCCUGUUGUCCUGUAGUAGUUGUUAUUAUUUAGGGUUAAGAGUUUCUAGGCUGGCACAUCAUUUCACCGAAAAAAAUAAAAGUAAGGACAAGGGCUCCGUCCUGAGGAGCUUACAGUUUACAGUAAAGACCAUAUGACCUGCACUGCACUUUAGAAGCCACAAAUGCUCAUUCACUCACAUACCCAUGAAUUUACCCUCCCAACUGGGCAGCAGCACCUCGAGGACCACCGUCCCUUUCCCCAACUGAUCCCGUAACCAACACCACAACCGCAUCCCCCUGCUGAUGGCAGGGCUCUCUGUCCUUCCACCAUCCCCACGCAGAAGUGCCUGAGCAAAGCAUGGGAGCAGUGAGACAUGCUGAUCUUGCCUUCGUAUGGGCAGCCAUCCCAGGACUCUAUUCCGCUCUGGGAUGACCGUGCACAUGGUAGGGAACGCACCCAGCAGCGCUGGCAUGGCUACAUGUUGGCACUUAGAGCUGCCCAUGCAAUUCAUGUGAUGCCCCCAAGCUCAUAGAUGUCCUCCUCCAGGCAUUUUUACUUAACCUUAGUCUUUAAAAUAUUUCAAUCUUUGAGAGCCAGAAGGGUUUUCCCCUUGUGUCCUUUGUAUGUGUGUGCGUGUACACGUGCGAAUCCAACCUUUUAACAAACCUCAACUUUCCUAGACCCACUCAUGCAGGCUUUACUUUCUCCCGGUGAGAAUCACACAUGGAUUUUGCUGAGAAGGGGGAGAAGUGUCAUGGGAUUCAGUGGAUGCUCAUCCCAAAGCCCUCGGUACCACUCACAGACAGGUUAGGACAUGAAAUGGAAUGGGCCCAAAGCAGGGUUUCCCUUGCUGGAGCAUUGCUUGCAGGUGGGACAUGUUGGCUGUGGCAUCCCCUGCAAGCAGUGUUAGUGUAACAUCAGUAUUAGUCUCUGUCCAUGCUGAUACAGGGUCCUGAGGCCACUGACUGCUCCAUAACACUACAUUAUAGCAGGUUACAGAUCUUUCACCUUCCCCUUCCCACCUCUCUCCUGCCAAAUAUUGUCUCACAAGUGCCACCCUUCAGACCAGCACCCAGAUGUCCCUCUAUAGUCUUUCCCAUUUAGUGAGAACGUGCUUAAAGCUGUUGCUGGCAUUCUGUUUGGGUUGUGAACCCAGGUGUUGGUGAAGCAAGCCUUCCCCCGCACUCCUGUGGUGAGAAGUUCAAGGGAUUGGAGUGGUCCCAGGGACCUCCAGCUUGAUGGCAAUUCCAGCACUGAACAUACAAGAAGUAUUAAGAAGUCAGAGGAAACAGAAUAGAAAGCAAGCACUGUCAUCUUAGCUUGGUCACAAUCCUACCACUCUGUACAAAAAUACGAAGAUAGACAAAACCCACUGCAAAAUAAUAAAGUAAUCUAAAAAUAAACAAAUUUAAACCCCAGAAAAACAAAGCAAAGAAAAAACU
This is a messenger RNA of Lagopus leucura (white-tailed ptarmigan), 7458 nucleotides long. Its product is annotated as wiskott-Aldrich syndrome protein family member 3-like. The record is from RefSeq and is a predicted model, not a curated record. NCBI's taxonomy places the organism in Eukaryota, Metazoa, Chordata, Aves, Galliformes, Phasianidae. Gene Ontology annotation, cellular component: cytoskeleton. The transcript is spliced from 8 exons. Bases 185 to 1708 code for a protein of 507 amino acids. Gene Ontology annotation, biological process: actin cytoskeleton organization; positive regulation of Arp2/3 complex-mediated actin nucleation. Gene Ontology annotation, molecular function: Arp2/3 complex binding; actin binding; protein kinase A regulatory subunit binding.